AUGCCCCCAAUUGCACAAAGAACGCUACUUGAGAAGGGAUGGUCAUUCAAGAAAUCAACAGAUGGCCACGAUGCCUGGAAGCCUGUAGCCAGAGUGCCAACGGUUGCUCACAUUGACUUGAUUAAUAACGGAAUCAUCCCUGAUCCAUUUCUCGAUAUGAAUGAGCUCGAGGUUGAGUGGGUUGGAGAGACGGCUUGGACUUACCAAACUACUUUUGACUCACCGUCUGUCAACAGUAGAUCAGUGUAUCUUAUCUUCGAGGGUCUUGAUACCUUUGCUCAAGUCAAGCUCAACGAUAUCAUCAUACUCAAGAGCGACAAUAUGUUUCUCAGCCACCGUGUGGAUAUAACUAACAAGCUUUCCAACGACGGGGCCAACGUGCUGAGCAUCGAAUUUGACAGUGCACUACUCAAGGCCAGAGAGAUCACAAAGCGAUAUCCUGAUCAUCGAUGGGAGCUCUUCAAUGGAGAGGCUGGGCGCUUGGUUGUGAGAAAAGCUCAAUAUCACUGGGGAUGGGACUGGGGUCCAGUGCUUAACACAGCCGGGCCAUGGAAACCAGUCUGGCUUGAGGUUUCAUCUGCCCACAUCAAUGAUUUCCUCCUCAAGUACAGUGUGUCUCCAGAUCUCAAAAAGGUCCAGGGUACAGUGGAAGUUGAUAUUGAGGGGCCUACGGAAGCAGAAAAGUCUUCCAGUGGCCGUUUGGUUAUCCCUUUCGCCAUAGAUCAGCCAAAGCUGUGGUACCCCGCUGGAUACGGUCAUCAGUCUCAGUACACCGUCAGUGUCAGUAUUGUCAAAGACGGUCAGAAGCUUGAUGGAAAGACCAAGAAGACUGGCUUCCGAAGAAGUGAACUUGUUCAAGAAGAAGACUCUCAUGGAAAAUCAUUCUUUUUCAGAAUUAACAAUAUCGACAUCUUCUGCGGUGGCUCGUGCUGGAUUCCUGCCGACAAUUUUCUACCUCGAAUCACCGCUGCUAAGUACCGGGACUGGUUGAAGCUUAUGAUAGAAGGCAACCAGAUCAUGACGAGAGUUUGGGGCGGUGGCAUAUACGAAGACGAUGCUUUCUAUGACUGCUGCGAUGAGAUGGGCAUACUGGUGUGGCAGGAUUUCAUGUUUGGCUGCGGGAACUAUCCAGUAGGGCCAGAACUCAUAGAAUCGAUCCGCGAGGAGGCAGUGCAGAACGUCAGUAGACUGCAUCACCACCCUUCUGUCGUCAUAUACGCCGGCAACAACGAGGAUUACCAGGUUCAAGAGCAAGCAGGUCUCGAGUACAAUCCAGACGACAAGGAUCCUUGUUCUUGGCUCAAGUCUUCUUUUCCUGCUCGAUACUACUACGAGUAUCUCUUACCAGAGGUAGUCAGUGAGGUGUUUCCAGGGAUGAUAUACUGGCCUGGAUCACCGUUCUCCGGAGGCAAAGACACUGCAGACAAGACUACUGGAGAUCUCCACCAAUGGAACGUUUGGCAUGGUACACAGGAAAAAUACCAGGUCUUUGACAGGCUGGGUGGCAGGUUCAACAGCGAGUUCGGUAUGGAGGCUUUCCCAGCCUUGUCGACGAUCGAGCACUGCAUUACCGAAGAGUACAACCGUUUUCCGCAGUCCCAGAUGAUGGAUUUUCAUAACAAGGCAGAUGGCCACGAACGACGAAUCGCUACUUAUGUCGUGGAGAACUUUCGUCCUCUUCCAGAUCUAGAGUCUCAUAUAUACUUGACGCAGCUUUGUCAGAGCGAAGCCAUGACUUUUGCGUACCGCAGCUGGCGUCGCCAAUGGGGCGAUAAGCGUCGAUGCGGUGGUGUCCUCGUCUGGCAGAUGAACGAUUGCUGGCCCGCCAUCUCAUGGUCUAUCGUCGACUACUUCCUCACUAAGAAGCCAGCUUACUAUUCCAUUCGUCGAGCCCUCAAGCCUAUCGCCGCGGGUGUUCAACGUCAACAUCACGACUGGAGUGUCGUUCAUGCGAGGCCCGCAAAGACUUCUCCAUUUGAAGUUUGGGUUGUGAAUAGUAAGCAGGAGGAGGUAACAGUCACUGUUGAAAUUCGCUUCAUUUCGAUCAGCACUGGCAAGGAUAUCAGAGAUAAAGUCAUGAACGCCAACACGGUUCUGAUCCCGAAUGGUACGACUGACAUCCUUGCUGGAAAGAUUGACCAUUCAAAGGAUGAGCCACAUGUCAUAUCUGUCAGGGUUCUACAGGGCGACAUUUGUGUUUCCCAAGACGUUGAUUGGCCUCAACCUCUCAAGUAUCUAGACUUCUCUGACAGAGGUGUUGAGGUUCAGGUUAGGCCUGAUGGGUAUCAACUCACAGCUAACAAACCUACCAAGGGCUUAGUCUUUGAAGAGCUUUCCGGUAUCUUCUUGGAAGACAAUUGCAUGGACAUUAUGCCCGGCGAAAUUGUUAAUGUCCUCGAGUUUCCUACCCUAGCUCUUGAAAUGUCCUCAACAGCUGUACCAGACCCGAGCUCUGGCGGAAGCAGUGACGACAAUACCGAGCUCAUUAUUGCUGUGGUUGCGCUGGUCAUCUCUGUCCUGGCCUUUGUCAUUGCGAUUCUCCAGGCGCUACAGCAGUAUCUCGCCACAGCGACCGGUUUCUCGUCGUGCAGUGAAGCUGUCAUAGGGAAAUGGGCACAAUUUGCGCGGCGCCGGAUGAUCUGGUCCGAGUUCCGUUUCGAGGUCCAGUUCGAAGCUCCAGUCAUUUUCGUCGCCAAGCCCAGCAACACCAGGGGGCCACUGGGCGAUGAUGCUCUAGCCAAGGACGAAAGCAAAAAGAUCAUUCGCCUCGAUGGCGGAAAUGACAACUUCAAGUACACAGAUACUGUCAAGGAAUUCGACAACGAAUACAAGCAGAGCACGCAGCGGAUCAUUCACACGGCAGAUAAUGAGAAAGCUACCUGGUACGGCUUGCUCAUGGCUAUCGUGAGAAUGGAGAAGGAAUCUCGCGAGUGGCAGGGCAAAAAGUCAGCUGAGUGGGUCAAGGCGGCUGGUCCGCGCCCACCAAUUGACACAGAAGAGCCUCAUGCUUAUCACUCGCUAGUUGUCUGCAUGCAGAGAAAGAGACGUACGUGGGAUAGCAUGCCCAAGGACUUUGCCAAGCCUUAUGCCACAACCACAAUAUCGCAUCUCGUAGAAAUUGCAGGAAUGCUAGGCAUCCAUUGGAGGAAGUUUGAUCUCAAUACCGACCAGUAUCGCGGUCAAGGCAACGGGUUUGUUCUAUAUGGAUCGUACACGGACGGUCUUGGUAUCACCUUCAACUUUCAGAAGCAAGGGCCAACCUGGUUCGAGAAAAACAGGGUGAUCCCCAACUACAACGUCAAGCAGCUAUGCUUCGGUAUGGCCCCAACGAUCUUCAACCAGGAGAAGAAGGUCUAUGCCGAUGAGGCCAAGGGAGCUGAGAGUCUUCAGUUGGGAAGUUUGGCUGAGAUUGCAAAGACGCUCGUGGUGCUUGGAUGUGAUAUCAACACAGUCAAUUACUUCCGAAAGCCUGACCAAGCACGCCACACUCACCUGUUUGCGGUUCCAUUCGAAAUUCUUGGCAUGGUCGGAGAAAUGCUUCAUAUCAAGGGCACGGUCUUCCGUAUGCUUCCAAACCCGACCGUCUUCUACUGGGAUCCCAGUUCCUUUUCUCUUUCAGCACUGAUGACGGAAUACAUCAACUGCUUACGGCCUCUACAUGAGACAGCCUUGAAGGAUAGCGAACAAGUACGUAAGAUCAUUAAGUGGGCAGAAGCGGAUGAAAAGUUCCCGCUCCUACGAACAGAAGGAUCAACGCUCGAUAUCUUUGGCGAAGAAAUCAAUGGUGCAAACCUGGUCAACCACCUCAACAAUCUCCGAUCUGGAGUCGAUUUAUGUGAUGAGUACUUUGGUAGGAUGAAAAAACAUGGGUUAUCCAUGAUUAAGAGAGUUGUGCGUAUGCAUAUCCAAGAAGUCAUGGGUAUUCUACACGAGAAGAACGAAGCCGACGAUAACACAAAGAACGAUGACAAUGAUAAAGCUUUUGAUGACACACCGCUCACCAUUCACAAUAUUGAUUCGGCGCCAGGCGAAGACAAAGAGACUCUUCUGAUUCAAAUGUAUUUCGACCGCGUUCGACAAAACGUCGUCCGGAAUCUCAGCAAACAGGGCCUGCUAAGCAAGCGCAUGAGAGCAAGACAAGAUUCCUUUGUCUCUGAAGAUGACAUGAGUGCAACUCGCCCCAAGCACGGUGGAAAGUUCGGGGACAAAGAGCUCAAUGAGGCUUGGUGUGUACUCAUGUUCCGCAUGUUGUGCUGGCUACAAUUGCAUGAUUUUCACAAAAUGGAUAUUCAAAUCAGCAAAAGCGAUGCAUACGCGAGCCGCAUCCCAGUUUAUAUUGUAUGA
This is a messenger RNA of Fusarium subglutinans, 4344 nucleotides long. Its product is annotated as beta-mannosidase. The coding region runs from base 1 to 4344 and encodes 1447 amino acids. Gene Ontology annotation, biological process: carbohydrate metabolic process; glycoprotein catabolic process. Lineage: Eukaryota; Fungi; Ascomycota; Sordariomycetes; Hypocreales; Nectriaceae. The record is from RefSeq and is a predicted model, not a curated record. Gene Ontology annotation, molecular function: beta-mannosidase activity. The transcript has 11 exons.